Cavia porcellus (domestic guinea pig) is the source of this 4026-nucleotide messenger RNA. It is a transcript of the gene Znf112, whose product is annotated as zinc finger protein 112. The record is from RefSeq and is a predicted model, not a curated record. Gene Ontology annotation, biological process: regulation of DNA-templated transcription. The coding region runs from base 416 to 3100 and encodes 894 amino acids. Lineage: Eukaryota; Metazoa; Chordata; Mammalia; Rodentia; Caviidae. The transcript has 7 exons.
UAGUUUGGGGACCCCAAGGUAGCCGGAUAAUUUCUGCUGCAGGAGGCCGAGCUGCCUCCCGGCUCCCGUCGGGAAUCUGGGAAGCGUAGACCAGGCGGGCUCGGCAGCGUAGCCACUUCCGUCCCAGGUGUGGGAGGCCGCGGCCUGCACAUCUCGCAGGAAGGUUUUCGCUGAGUCUCUGCGUUGCCCAGGCUGGACUCGAACGUGAUUCUCCUGCCUCAGCCUCCCAUCGUGCAGAGAUUACAGUUCUUUCUCUUCCAUCAAUGGCCUUGAACUCAUCCCAGAACGUUCAUAACAUAACAGACUUUGAGGCAGAACUCACAGAAUUAAACUUGUGGACUCCAGAUCCUUGCAAGGGUCAGCGCUGAGCAGCUUUUCACAGGGCUCUGACCUUCCCUAGGAAAAGGAGGAAAAAAUGACCGAGUUCCAGGAGGCGGUGACCUUCAGGGACGUGGCCGUGGUCUUCAGCGAGGAGGAGCUGGGGCUGCUGGACUCUGCCCAGAGGAAGCUGUACCGGGACGUGAUGCUGGAGAACUUCAGGAACCUGCUCGCCGUGGCACAUCAGCCCUUCAUACCAGACCUGAUAGCCCAGCUGGAGAGAGAAGAGGAGCUUUUGAUGGUGGAGACAGAAACCGAAGGAGGUGAUCAUGCAGGAAGCAACAUUCAACAUAAGGAGCAUAUUCAAGAAGUGGAGUUAAGUUACCUUUUCCCCAAAGAGCUUUCCUCCUGCCAGACCUGGAAACAAGCUGAUUCCAUGAAAAACUUUCAGGGAAAGAAUCUUCAGUUGUCAAAACAAGGUGAUUCUCCCUGCCAGAUCUGGGCGGGAAUGCCAAUGCAGAUUUCUGAAGAUGGGAACUAUGUAGUGGGUGAUUCUAAUUACGUUACAAGUCAAGAGUUUCCAUGCGUGAGAGCCCAGCACUCUUGGAGGAAAAUGUAUCUACCUGAGGCCCAUAAUCCUCUGUGUAAAUGCCCACAGAUCUCCAUGAAAAAUAAUUUCGGUAAGGGUGAGAGUGUCAGUUGGAUUUCACAUCGCAGUGAUAAUCUGGGAGUACCCAGAAAUGAAAAAAGCUACAGUUGCAGUGACUGUGGAGAAGAUAUCCUGGACGUAGCAUUUCUCAAUCAGAGCCAAAUCCAGGCAGAGCAGAAGCCCUGCCCGUGUACUGCGUAUGGAGAAGACGUCAGUGAUGACCGUGGCCCUGAGGUUCAGCAGCAGCUGUGCCUAGCAGGGAAGCCCUGCAUAUCCAGUCCAUAUGGAAGGGGCUGUAAUUGUAAGUCAGUUCUUCAUAGCCGUCCAAGUGUUCAGAGAGGUGAGGGUGGUGAGGGCUUGCAUCCGCAGUCCCAGCAGAGAUCAUGCCCAGAGAAGUCAUGUACAUGUGGUAUAUAUGGCCGGAAGGUCCAUCAGCGCCCCUCUCUCAGCAAUUACGAACUCGCCCACACUGGAGAAAUAUCCUGGAGGUGCAAAGUUUAUGAGAAAGCCCUCAGUCGCAGCUUAGACCUUAGAAAUAUUUUUAGGGUCCAUACUAGGGAGCGAUCCUGUGAAUGCGAGGAGAAUGGGAACAUUUUAAAUCAGAACUCAUGUCUUGGCGUUGAUCAGCAUCAGAAUUUCCACACUGAAGAGAAACUGUACACCACUAUGGAGUAUGGAAAGGGUUUAAUUAGUAGUUCAUAUCUUAACGGCCAACAUCCACUUCACAUGGGGGAGAGUCCGUAUCAUAUUGAGGAGUGUGGUAAUGACUUCAGCCUGGCCUCGCAUUUUCAGGGCUUUCCGAUAGCCCACCCCAGGGAACAACCACAUAAACGUUACGUAUACAGUAACAGCUUCAGUCAAAAUUCAUGUAUUCAAGACCAUCAGAAGAUUCCCAUUAGAGAAAAACCUUAUAAGGAGCGUGGGAAUGGCUUCGACUGGAGUUUGAAACUUAAAAAUCAUCAGAAAGCCCAUGCUGGACAGAAACCACACAAAUGCAAUGUCUGUGGCAAAAGCUUCAGUCAUAGGUCGGUUCUGAAUGUUCAUCAGAGAAGCCACACAGGAGAAAAGCCUUAUAAAUGUGAGGAGUGUGACAAGGGAUUCAGCCGGAACUCGUACCUCCAAGCGCAUCAGCGAGUCCACUCUGGGGAGAAACCGUACAAGUGUGAGGAGUGUGGGAAAGGCUUCAGUCGCAGUUCCUACCUUCAGGGCCAUCAGCGAGUACACACCGGAGAGAAGCCAUAUAAGUGUGAGGAGUGUGGGAAGGGCUUCAGUCGGAGCUCACACCUCCAAGGCCAUCAGAGAGUGCACACUGGAGAGAAACCAUUCAGAUGUGCGGAAUGCGGGAAGGGCUUCAGCUGGAGCUUUAAUCUUCAGAUUCAUCAGCGGGUUCACACAGGAGAAAAACCUUACAAGUGUGCAGAAUGUGGUAAAGGCUUCAGUAAAGCCUCCACUCUCCUGGCCCAUCAGAGGGUCCACUCAGGCGAGAAGCCAUACCAGUGUAACGAGUGUGGCAAGAGCUUCAGUCAGAGAUCCUACCUUCAGAGUCACCAGAGCGUCCACUCUGGAGAGAGACCGUACGUCUGCGAGGUGUGCGGGAAAGGCUUCAGUCAGAGAGCGUAUCUGCAAGGCCAUCAGAGAGUCCACACCAGAGUGAAACCGUAUAAAUGCGAGAUGUGUGGGAAGGGCUUUAGUCAGAGUUCACGGCUGGAGGCGCACCAGAGGGUGCACACGGGAGAGAAACCAUACAAAUGUGAGCUGUGUACAAAGGGCUUUAGUGAGAGUUCACGCCUUCAGGCCCAUCAGAGGAUUCACGCAGAAGGGAGACCCUAUAAAUGUGAACAGUGUGGGAAGGGUUUCAGUGGGUACUCAAGUCUUCAGGCCCAUCACAGAGUCCACACUGGGGAGAAACCUUACAAGUGUGAGGUGUGUGGGAAGGGCUUCAGUCAGAGGUCAAACCUCCAAGCCCAUCAGAGAGUGCACACUGGGGAGAAGCCUUAUAAAUGUGAUGCGUGUGGGAAGGGCUUCCGCUGGAGCUCGGGUCUGCUGAUUCACCAAAGAGUCCAUAAUGGUGAUAAGUUCUAUACAAGGGAAGAGGACAGCAAGGUGUAUUCUUCCUCAGAGCAGCUACACUGAAAUGAAGGCUUGUAAAAUGGUGUCCUGGUUUGCUCUGAAGUCCUCAGGAGGGAGCUGCAGAGUUCCAGCCCCUGGAGUACUUGUAGUAUGUGUGCUGCCGAAGUGAGCACACCCAAGUUCUUUUAGUAGAAAAAUAAUUGUUUUAAAUGAAAAUGUAACGUGUCUUCCAACUUCAGUGUCUCAUGGUUAGGAGGCCACACCACAGAGGCCUUUGAUGAGAGGAGUUCUAUAACAGAUUUUGUCAAAACUUUCCCGAGUUUCUGCACAGGAGCUAGGGCUCCUAAGUAUGAGUAUGCUGAGGAAUGUAACAGAAUUACAGUGAUGAACAUGCCAAACUUACGUCCAAUGGCAUGUAGCUCGAUGAGAUUUUGCUCACUGUUAAGUCUACAAAACUAUUAAUAUUUUGCAACUUACAAUAAGUACUCAAUACUUACUGACUAAAGUAUGGAAAGGUAUAAUACUGAAAAUUUUAUUCAGCUAAUUUCGAAAACCUCAGUGGGUUUGGAAGAGGAAUUAUGCAGAUGCUCUCAGUAUUACUUCAAGGAUUAUUUGAAAUGUAGGCAGCGAGCGGUAUUGCAUGGGAAGUGACAUGAAUUGGGUUGUAACCCUGCUGGUACUGGUUCCCGUCAUUUGUCCCAUCCUAAGGAAGGUGAGCCGAGUUUCUAACAUGUGGUCCCUUUCUGUGAGUACACAGUCAAUGUAAGUUUACCUCUGUGAGUGUGUGUACUUGUAUGCACUUUAAAUGACAAUGCAAACUGAUUAACAGUGUUUCUGGGUAACUUUUCAAAAAACGGAAUGCUGCAUUUUACAUAGUUACAUUUUUACUUCUGCCCUCUGUUUUAAGGCAGUUUUACUGUAACAUUUGGAAAAUGUCAGAAGUGUUACUAAUAACAAAUAGUUUUAAAUAAAUGUCAAAGUUCUACUGC